Pelobates fuscus (common spadefoot toad) is the source of this 1019-nucleotide messenger RNA. RefSeq names its product triggering receptor expressed on myeloid cells 2-like. The transcript has 4 exons. The record is from RefSeq and is a predicted model, not a curated record. Gene Ontology annotation, cellular component: cell surface. Gene Ontology annotation, molecular function: signaling receptor activity. Lineage: Eukaryota; Metazoa; Chordata; Amphibia; Anura; Pelobatidae. Bases 60 to 806 code for a protein of 248 amino acids.
UUGUGGAAUCGCAUAACAAAAUGAAUUGAGUCUUCUACUUCAUUUACCCUUCACAAAAGAUGGACACCUACCUGCUCAUUAUCCUGUACCUCUCGUGUGUCCUAGGUAUGUCUUUUGCAAGCAAUCUUACUGUAUUAUCAGGCCACCUUGGGGACACUUUCAGUAUUGGCUGCCCCUACAGUGACCGCCGUGACCGCUGGAGAAAGAAGCUAUGGUGUAAGGAAGAUAAAUUUGGACAGUGCCAUGAUGUUGUCGUUAUGCACAGCUUCUGGACACCUUAUGAAAAAAAUGGAAAUAACUUCACUAAUAUCUCAGACAAUACACGUGCUGGCAUUGUCACGGUGAACAUAACACUGGUGCAGAAGGAAGAUGAGGGCAUCUACCAAUGCCAGUCUCGAUCUUUCACUGAAACAAAAGUUCGCGUAUUACAGAGGGUUCUGGUGAAGGUCUUGGAAGAUCCCAAAUCAAGUAUUUUUGAUUUGAUAGAUUAUAGCACCUCUAGGAUUCCUGUGGGAUCACAGGUUGCAAUGACGUGGGCCAUUAUAGGGAGCGGUCUCCUGCUGUUUAAACUGUUGGUAAUGGGACUGAUGUGGUAUUGGUGGAGAAGCCAACAAAACCUGAGAGUGGGACCUGAAUCACCACUAACAUCUGCAAUUGAAGAAUCAGUUCCUGAUGAAGAAAUUAAUGUGUAUGUUUUUGAUGAGGAACGCUAUGUAUAUGAAGCCGAGGCACUCAGUAUUACCCCUCUGUACACUAACUAUGCGCCCAUGAAAGAACAUCUCAACAAGGCUUAUUGUCAGAGAUAACAUCCAUUGUGGUAUUAAGCCAAGAUAUUACAGACAAUUGGAAAGAAUUCAAUGAUGGUAAAAAAAAUCAGCCAUUAUUGACCAAUUAAUUGUUAUAUGUUAUAUCUACGUAAUUUCUUGUCAUGCAUGGAAUUUAUCUGAACAGUUGUAUUAAUCAUGUGAUGUAGAUACAAAAAAAUAGAGCAUCAUGUAUCGUGCAAUAUGUUUUUUUGG